Molecule: messenger RNA, 522 nt
Organism: Anisakis simplex (herring worm)
Lineage: Eukaryota; Metazoa; Nematoda; Chromadorea; Rhabditida; Anisakidae
Source: the annotation of a GenBank genome assembly
AAAUUCAAAGACGAUCUGGAUGAGGCUCGAAAUGAAGCUGAAAAAGAGAUUCAAAAGUGGAAAACCGAUGCGUACUCGGUUCGAUCCGAAAUGAAGGCCAUCGAGGCCAGUAACUCGGCAAUGAAAACCCAACUUGCGGCCGCUAACGACCGUUGCGAUUCGCUCAACAAAACAGUUAACGAUCAGAAUGCCAAAAUUCGAGAAUUCAACAACCAGAUUCGUCACCUCGAAGAAGAGCUAUCCGAUGCCAAGUCACUGCUCUCCUCAAGAGAUGCCGACCUACAGAGCGCUACCAAUCGUAUGCAUUCACUUGAGGAACAAUUCGCUGCCUUACAAUUGGAACACAGUAAAACUCGAACUGAAUUCGAUACUAUGCAACGUGAGAAUGAAACGCUCAAGGGAGUGAAUACAUCACAAGAAGGUGAAAUCGAACGUCUCAAGAAAAAAUUAGCACAAGCCGAACUAACGCUCAAAGAACAGAAGAAUGCACUUGAUCAUAUGCGUUCUGAGGUAACUAAUUAA